UAUACAAUCUAAUUUGAUUGAAAAUUUUUGUCCAGGCGCUAGAUGGCUUUUUGUUUGUUGUAAAUACGGAAGGACGAGUGGAAUAUGUAACAGAUAACAUAACGCAGUAUAUAAAUUAUACGAAGGAUGAUGUUCUUGGCAAGGAUAUUUAUAACAUUAUUCAUCAUGGAGAUCAUAACACCUUUAUGCCGAGUUUGUUGCCUAUGCAAUUAGGCUGGACGAACGAGCAACAGCCCCAAAGAAACCGCACCUUCAAUUGUCGCUUCUUGGUGAAGCCUCCUGAUGAUAAAGAAGAGACUAUGGAAGAAAAGCAGCAACGAGUAUCGAAAUACGAAUCUAUGCAAAUCUGUUCAGCUCUUUUGCCAAAUAAUAGCGAUCGUCUGGAGAGCGGUGACGUAUCUUCCGAAUCUUCGGACAACGGCCCUUGCGUAAUGUGCGUGGCUCGUAGGAUACCCCCGAACGAAAAGCCCAUUGGUACGCCCAUCGAGCAAUUUACCGUCAAGUUGGACACCACGGGGAAGAUUAUCGCGGUUGAUGUUAUCUGGUUGUCGUCUCCUUACUCUGAGUACCUAAGCAAGGUAAGCAAGGAGUUGAUUGGCACUGCGAUAAAGGAUUUGUGCCACCCUCAUGAUCUCAAUAAGCUAACAGCACAUUUGAACGAUACGCUUCAAGUCGGUGAGAGUACCAGUGGUGUAUACCGAUUACGCGUUAGUCCUGAUAAGUUCCUUAAUAUUCAAACAAAGUCAAAACUUUUCAAAGCAAAUGUGAUGAAUACACUUGUUACCGACUUCAUUAUGGCUACCAAUACUAUUAUUGGGUGAGUUUUAUACGAUUUUAUACUUCCUUUUUUU
Molecule: messenger RNA, 851 nt
Organism: Apis florea (little honeybee)
Lineage: Eukaryota; Metazoa; Arthropoda; Insecta; Hymenoptera; Apidae
Biological process (GO): cellular response to hormone stimulus; positive regulation of transcription by RNA polymerase II
Cellular component (GO): nucleus
Molecular function (GO): protein dimerization activity; nuclear receptor binding
Source: RefSeq, a predicted model, not a curated record